Molecule: messenger RNA, 2133 nt
Organism: Benincasa hispida (wax gourd)
Lineage: Eukaryota; Viridiplantae; Streptophyta; Magnoliopsida; Cucurbitales; Cucurbitaceae
Product: Protein kinase superfamily protein
Biological process (GO): protein phosphorylation
Molecular function (GO): protein tyrosine kinase activity; ATP binding
Source: RefSeq, a predicted model, not a curated record
UACUCUGUUUUUAGUAUCAGAAUUUUUUCUUCUCUCUUCCUCUCCCAUGGCAUCACAACAUUCUCUGCCAUUUCUGCUACAAAUUUCUCUCCCCAUUCUCCCUCUUCCAUCUCUUUAACCAUGUCAUCCCCCUUUCUCUUCCUCUUCCUCCUCCUCCCUCCUGUCUCCGGCGCCGCCGUCUGCGGCAACCUUCAAAUCCCCUUCCCUUUCUCCCUCAACACCACCACAAACCCCCAUUCAAUCCCAUUAAUCCCCAGUCCCUUUCUUCUCUACUGCCUCAACUCCACCCUCUUCCUCAACCUCACCGUCCAAUCUUACCGCAUCCUCCAAUUCCUCUCCGACGCCGUUUUAGUCGAUUUCCCCGGCCCACCCUGCCGCCAUUACAACGAUUUCAACGCAUUUUCCCCUGUUUCUCAAAAUCCAUUUUUCGCUAUCUCCAACGACAAUCUCCUCGCUCUCUACGACUGUAACGACUCCUCUCUCUGCAAACCCACUUGCCGGAACCUUGUCUUACCCGGCUGUGACUCACCGCCGAUUCACGACUCUCCGGCCUGCUGCUAUUCGCUCACAGAUCGCACUCUGUGGCGAAACAGAGGCGAUUUUACUCUGUUUCUGAAGAUGGGUUGCAGAGGAUUCUCGAGCUGGGCGGUGGAAAAAGGGUGGAGAAGUGGGAAACGAGGAGUGAAAUUGGAAUGGGGACUUCCGAGGAAUUUGACGAUUUGUGAUAAGAAUGGGUUUGUUGUUAAUGCUACUGCUGUUAGCGAUGGGGUUCGUUGUUCUUGCUCUGAUGGCUUUGUUGGUGAUGGCUUUGCUAAUGGAUUUGGGUGCUACAAAUCUUGUGUUAAGAAUGGACGUCAUGAGUACGGUAGUAGUUGCAAUACCAAACUACGCCGUGAAAAGGAAUUUAUUAUCUUUACAGGAAUUCUUGCUCCUCUUUUCAUUAUAGCCUCUUUGGUUGGACUUUUCUGCAUACUAAGACGACCCAUCAAACAAACCACACUAAACUCUUCCCACACCCAAUUUCACUCCAAUGCUUUCCUCCAAAAGGCUUGCAGGACUCGUUUAUUCACUUACCAUGAGCUACAACAAGCCACCAGAGGAUUUGAAGACAAUGCCAAGCUUGUCGACAGCCGAAACGGAGCAAUCUUUGCCGGGGUGCUCGGAGAUGGAUCAAGAGUAGCCAUACACCGGCUGCAAUGCGAGAAUGAAGGUGAUGUUAUGAACGUCCUAUCCCAAAUCGAGGUUUUGUAUGUACUUGCACACAAACACGUCGCCCACAUACUUGGCUGCUGCAUCGAUCCUGGCUAUGCUCCGUUGGUCGUUUACGAAUAUCCUGACAAUGGUACUUUGGAGAAACAUUUGCAUCACCGAAAAGGAACCGACCAAACCGAACCGAUGCUCGAUUGGUAUAGGAGAUUGAGAAUAGCUGCUGAGACAGCUAGUGUUCUUACAUUCCUACAAUGUGAGGUGUCUCCCCCAAUUUUCCACAACCAUCUCGAAUCGUGUCAUAUCUUUCUCGAUGCAAAUUUCUCGAGUAAAGUUUCAGGAUUCGGGUUACUAAGCUCUCCGACCGAAGACAAAUCUCACCCUCUUGAAGCCUCAUCAUUCCACAACAAUGAUGUUUAUGACUUUGGAGUUAUAUUACUUGAAAUGGUAACAGGUUUAAAGAACUCAGAUCUCCCAAUGGUAGCAUUGCAAAAGAUUAGAAUUGGGAAGCUAGAAGAGGUUGUGGAUCCACUUCUAUACUAUCAUGAGAAACCUCCUCAUAGCAAAGAGCAAAUAGAGAUAGUAGCAGACCUUGCCACAAGGUGCUUGCUUUUCGGCCGAGAUGGGAAGCUGCGAAUGAGCGACGUUUCGAAGGAGUUGACGCACAUAAUGAAAGACAAUGUCGUCGUCGUUGAAGGAGGCAGCACGAGAGGGUCUGCACUAGAGGAAACUUUCUCCAAUUCAAGCCUUCUUCAAAUGAUAUCAAUGUCUCCUGAUUCAAUCCUUGCUCCAUGAAUAGUUUAAUCCAAUAACAUGAUUGAUUUCUGCCCAUGAAAAUAGCUUCCUUUUUCUUUUCUAUGUAAGUUUGCCUUUUGAUUGAUGAGAACUCUGCAUUGGUUGUUUAGAAUUUGAAGAUAAAUAUCUUAG